CUUCCGGUUCCGGCGCGCAGUGCACGGCGGGAAGCUGCCGGAGGCCAUUAGGAGUGAGCGCGGGCCCAGGCUGAGGCGGUCGGAGUAGAGCCACAGCACUGCAAACAUGUCUAUUGGAGUGCCCAUUAAAGUCCUGCAUGAGGCUGAAGGCCACAUUGUGACAUGUGAGACCAAUACAGGAGAAGUUUACCGAGGCAAACUCAUUGAAGCUGAAGACAACAUGAAUUGUCAGAUGUCCAACAUAACGGUGACGUACAGAGACGGCAGAGUGGCACAGCUGGAGCAGGUGUACAUCAGGGGCAGCAAGAUACGGUUUCUCAUUUUACCAGACAUGCUGAAGAAUGCUCCCAUGCUAAAGAGCAUGAAGAAUAAAAACCAGGGCUCAGGUGCUGGCCGAGGAAAAGCAGCUAUUCUCAAAGCCCAAGUGGCUGCAAGGGGAAGAGGUCGUGGGAUGGGCCGUGGCAACAUCUUCCAGAAGCGAAGAUAAUUUUGGUCUUGAGCAAGGUGCUUUGGUGGCUGGUUUUUUUUUUUUUAUUAGGGUGUAUUAACUUGACCUGUGCAUUGGUAUCAGUUUUGUUUAAUAAAUGUUUCUGUCAAAAACUUGUCUGCUCUUACACAGGGCUCCUUUUGGCCAAAUACAUGGUAGGUAGAUUUCAAACUUCAACCAGCUUUAUAUAUAAAAUAGUGGAUUUUAUAGCUACAUCUGCCUGCUUUGUGUGAUGCAUUGACUCCUAAAGCUCAGCAUAGAUCAUCAUGUUCCCUUUUUCUUGUUUAGUGCUGUUGCCAUUUUUUCUCUAAAAGAAUUAGAACCUUGGAGUUCUAAAAGGCACCUUUUAAAGUCCUACUAGCUGUGGCCGAACAAAGCACUGUGUUCUCUUGCCUUAUAUGGACCUGCAAUAGACAGAGGUCCCAUCUUCAGAGCUGUGCAUUGAGUUUGUGUUUUUGCAUUUUUCUCUUUGGAUAUGAGGAGAACUUUUUUGUAAGGAACACACAGCUUUGAUAUCUUAACUAUGGAUUUGCAGUGACAGAUUCUGAGUUUUUCCCUCUGCUGGGCAAGAAGGCAGGCUCCAAAACAGGCAUUUUCAAGGUGAAUGUGAAACGUUUGUAAAGCUGGAAGGGAGUGGAGGUGUAUGGGGAAAGCUUUCUGAAUGGUUACUCAUGAAAUGCAGCUCCAUACAAAUAAUAAUCUUCUGGACAAAGCUUAGGAUCAGCUUUAGGUUUCCCCUCUGUGCACAGCUGCCCCACAGGCAGCCAUGUGU
Messenger RNA from Dryobates pubescens (Downy woodpecker), 1259 nucleotides. It is a transcript of the gene SNRPD3, whose product is annotated as small nuclear ribonucleoprotein D3 polypeptide. Gene Ontology annotation, cellular component: precatalytic spliceosome; U2 snRNP; U12-type spliceosomal complex. NCBI's taxonomy places the organism in Eukaryota, Metazoa, Chordata, Aves, Piciformes, Picidae. Gene Ontology annotation, biological process: spliceosomal snRNP assembly; RNA processing. Gene Ontology annotation, molecular function: RNA binding. The record is from RefSeq and is a predicted model, not a curated record. Bases 107 to 487 code for a protein of 126 amino acids. The transcript is spliced from 4 exons.